AACGAUUAAAAAAUCACGAUCUCGUUUGUAAAUCGUGGAUCAGAGACGGGUUUUCUCUUUCUCGAUGGAUUCUAAGAAACCUCCAAGUUUUACUUUGAUUUUGCUACUUAUUUCAUCGAUUCUGUUCUUACAAUCCAGGGCUGAUGGAACUGGCUCAGUUUAUUUCCUCGAUAGCUCAACCCACUAUUAUUUUCGAUCGCGCUUAUCCGAGUCCAAAUCAAUGUCACUUCCGGAAGUAGGUGCUGCUAUUUCAGUCCUGCUUGGUUUUGCACCUCCUUCGACGUUGUCCUCUGCAAGCUCUGAAAAGUUGAAUGAGGUGCUUGUAGCUAACCCCUUUGAUAGACCUCAUGCCGUUUUCUUGCUAGAGAUCAAUGGAUUUGGAGAUAAGCUGUCUGGGCAUGGUUCAGAUAGUGAUGUUUUCAGUAGGGCUCUUAAGAGUGAUGUUGCUAUUGGAGACGCUGAAAUUCAACUUUCUGAUGAGGAUGAGUUGUCUCUGGUCUCUUUAAAUGAGCCCGUGCCUUCAGAUAUGGAAUUUACGGACAGCGAUUUGACCAACUUCGCCCUCUGGUUGGGUGGAUCGUAUGAUAAUACUGCAUCCGAACCAUUGAAUGGACAGUUGACUGUCCCCUUGGCAAAUGAUGUCCAGUUAAAGCUUCAUAUGUCAAAGGAAGCAGACCGAGAAUAUACAAGAAGCAUCAUCUCUCUUAUCCACAAUGUCGAGAGGGCAGUCCAACUGCAUGAAGAUUUGUCACAGAGUAUGCUUACUCUAUCAGAAUUGAUCAAAGGAAGAUUCGAUGGUUUGAAGGCUUUUCAAGAGCACUAUGGAACAAGUGAUAUUGUUCAGAAAGGUGCUGAAUUGUUAGUGAAAUCGGUAUCCAAGAUAUAUGAAUCUUUGCAAACAGCAUACAAAGGCCAAAUAGUUGGAGUUAUUGUUUUCGAUGGAUCACCUGCUGAAGAGUCGGAUUUGAUGCUAACCGUGAAGUUCACUACACGACCAUCUCCUCGCUGGUUGGAGGAGGAGAAGGGUUCGCAUGCUGAUGCAAUUAGGAUUGCUGAAGUUCUUCUUGUUAGACGAACCCUUGCAUGGAUCACUGGCAUCAUUCUUAUAGUUGCCACUCUCAUGGGGAUAUGCUUCUUGAUGAAUAUGCCUCUCACAAGGGAUACCCUGCUGUAUUCUAAUGUGAAGCUCGACUAAAAGUCUACAACGACCGUGUCAGAAAGGGAGAUGAUAGCAUCACGAAAGAUAUGGUUGUUUGUAUUUGUUUCUAUUAUUAUCUAUUCUUAUUUGUUAUGUUCAUUUAUUUUCCAGAAACGAUGGGUGAUUUGCAGUGAGAUUUGUAGGUAGACGGGUAGAGUUUAGUAGCAGGUACCAACAAUUUAUGGGUUGUGAAUCGUGUUUCUGUAUUUGUUACAGGCGGCCGGGGAGGUGAGAAUAAGAACACGGGGAAUCACUGUUAUACUUGCUCUGUUUACUUGGUUGCCUUCAAGAAUUCUGUCCCGAGUUUUGAUAUUUAAAUAAUGACAGAUGACUGUUGUUUAAUGUUUA
This is a messenger RNA of Cynara cardunculus var. scolymus (artichoke), 1546 nucleotides long. RefSeq lists its product as uncharacterized. The transcript is spliced from 11 exons. Bases 65 to 1195 code for a protein of 376 amino acids. The record is from RefSeq and is a predicted model, not a curated record. Gene Ontology annotation, cellular component: endomembrane system. NCBI's taxonomy places the organism in Eukaryota, Viridiplantae, Streptophyta, Magnoliopsida, Asterales, Asteraceae.